This is a messenger RNA of Dendronephthya gigantea, 698 nucleotides long. Its product is annotated as neuroglobin-like. Bases 174 to 698 code for a protein of 174 amino acids. Gene Ontology annotation, molecular function: oxygen binding; heme binding. The transcript is spliced from 4 exons. Lineage: Eukaryota; Metazoa; Cnidaria; Anthozoa; Malacalcyonacea; Nephtheidae. The record is from RefSeq and is a predicted model, not a curated record.
UAAAUUAAUGCGCUUCGCCUGCCUUGACUAACGUACUUCGUGAAGACGGAAGGAUCAGUCGACAGCCGCCUUACAAAGAACAGGAAUAAAAUUGACCAAAGUUUAUGAACUCAAAGCCAAAAUUGAGGCUCACCUCGCGAACACGUCAUUUGGUAAAGAAACUGUUUUGAGUGAUGGCAGCAAGCAAAGAGGAACCGAAUAGAACGGUCGAGGAUAAGACGGAGGAUUUACAGAAAACUGUGGACCAUGUCGUGCGAACAUGGAAAUUGGUGAACAAAGAUGCUUCAAAGCACGGGAUUGUGUUUUACAAAAGACUUUUCACCACACAUCCCGAGGUUAUAAAAUUGUUUUCAUUUUCGUCUGAAGUAACGGAGCAAAUGGAGGAUAGCCCAGGUUUACAAACACAAGCAAAUUUACUCAUGUCAAUGAUCGACUAUGCCGUGAGUCAGUUGGGUAAUCUUCCUGAACUCGUUCCACGAUUGCAAGAGCUUGGUGCAAGACAUUUUGUUCAGUACAGCAUUGAACCCGAGUACUUAAAGCCUGUUGGUGAAUGUUUGCUUUGGACUUUAAAACAAGGUUUGGGAGAAUUGUUUACACCGGAAGUCGAGAUGGCUUGGACAUCGAUUUAUAAAAUCAUCGCUGACACUAUGAUUGAAGGUGGCAAGGAGGAGUUAGGCAAUGCAUCUGCGCGUGAAUGA